This is a messenger RNA of Lodderomyces jiufengensis, 3387 nucleotides long. RefSeq names its product Taf145p (gene TAF145). Gene Ontology annotation, molecular function: histone acetyltransferase activity; RNA polymerase II general transcription initiation factor binding; RNA polymerase II general transcription initiation factor activity. Gene Ontology annotation, biological process: RNA polymerase II preinitiation complex assembly; transcription by RNA polymerase II. The coding region runs from base 1 to 3387 and encodes 1128 amino acids. Gene Ontology annotation, cellular component: transcription factor TFIID complex. NCBI's taxonomy places the organism in Eukaryota, Fungi, Ascomycota, Pichiomycetes, Serinales, Debaryomycetaceae. The record is from RefSeq and is a predicted model, not a curated record. The transcript has a single exon.
AUGAUUAUGGGUCAUAGUACACAAGAAAAUGGUGACAAAGAAAAUAAUUUAUUUAAUCAGUAUGUUGGUAAUACGGAUAUACCUGAUGAACAGGUAAUAGAUUCAAUCUUUCUGGAAAAGAAAACUUUACAUGCAGAUGAUGCAAUAGAUUAUGAAGACAUAGAUGAAUUAGCUGAUGAUGAAUUACCGGAAGAGGAGGCACCUGCAAAUCAAAUCGAUGAUGAUGAAUUUGAUAAACUACUAUAUGACGGACCUAUUGAUUCAGAUACAAAUAAUAUAAAUAAUCAACUAGAUAUUAAAGAAGAAGAGAGAGCUCAAGAUUUCGCAGAUGAUCAAUUUGAUGAGAUGUUUGGACGAGAUGAUGAGCAUCAAGAUGAUAAUGAACACUUCAAUAAUUUGGAAUCAAAUGAUCAAUUUAUUGAAGAACAGCAAGAUUUAGGCGAUAUUUUCAUUGAUGAUGAAGAAAGUAAAAAACAAAAGCUUCAAUUGGAAAUAAAGCAAAAGCAAGCUACUGAAAAGCUCAAAAAAAUAGUAUCUAGAUUAGAAAAACGACGAACGAAAAAAAAUAUCAAACAUUACUUUCCUUCAUAUUCUCGAGAUCAACCUUUAGAUUUUCAUAAAUUAUUAGCAACAGCCCCUAAAUUCUACAGAUAUAAUAAACCAUUUUUAGCAUCAUAUAAAAUCAUCAAACCAUUAGUACCUACGAAAAUUAAUCUAGAAAUUGAUGUUGAUCAAAGAAAAAUAUUUAAACAAGAGUUAACACCGUACAUCCCACUAAAAAAUACCACCAGUAUUAUGCAAAGUGAUAUAGAAUUUAUUAAAAACCUACAGAUAAAAAGUUCGUCAAUUGACUCAUUUAUUAAAGAACUCGAUUAUGUAAAACGAGAUUGGUUGAAUGACGAUAAAUUUCAAACUUAUUCUAAGGAUUUAAUACUAUCGACAACUGAUUGGGAUGAUGAAGCUAUAGUAAAUGCUGGAGAUACAAAUUUUUCUGUGAAACCAAUAAAGGAGUUAGAUUUCAAAAUAUCACUGGAUGAAGAAUUGGAUGAGGAUAUUUUUGAUGGUCAAAUUAAACUUGAUAAAUUAAAACUCGAUAUGAAUGAUCCAAAUUUACUAUUUGUACCUACUAAAACUAAAAAAGAACUAAAAACCGUACCACAAACAAGCAUUGAGAGAAGAUUCAAUUUGUCAAAUGAUAAUGAUUAUGAAUUAUUAAGAAAAAAUUACAAUACAAAACAAAGAUCUCAAUUAAGUAACUUAAAUAUUGAACAUUCUGUGCCAGCAAUGAGAUUACAAACACCAUUUUAUAAGGUUAAAUUAUCCAAAGUUGAAGCAAGGUCUUAUCAUAGACCAAUUUUUUAUGUACGACCUGGUACUUUAAUGAGUUUUUCAAAAUUAAAAAUUAGAAAGAGAAAGAAAGAUAAAGGAAAAGCAUUACAUGAAGUCUUUUCCAAAACUACUGAUUUAACUGUUUCAGAUUCUGCUAGUAUUGUGGCUCUAGAAUAUUCAGAACAAUACCCUUCAAUUUUAUCAAAUUUUGGUAUGGGAUCUAAAUUAAUUAACUAUUACAGAAAAGAAAGAGCUGAUGAUACUUCAAGACCAAAAGCACAAGUUGGAGAAACACAUGUAUUAGGGGUCGAGGAUAGAUCACCAUUUUGGAAUUUUGGUGAAGUUGCACCUGGUGAUUUUGUACCCACAUUAUACAACAACAUUGUUAGAGCUCCUAUUUUCAAACAUGACCAAAAGACAACAGAUUUUUUAUUAGUAAGGUCACAAGGUGCUGGUUCACAUCAAAAGUAUUUCUUAAGACCAAUAACUUUUAAUUUUGCAGUAGGUAAUAUAUUCCCUGUUGAAAUUCCAGCUCCGCAUUCAAGAAAAGUAACAAAUAUAUCCAAAAACAAAUUAAAAAUGGUUGUUUAUAGAGUAAUGAAUGCUAAAAAUGCACCGCGUAUAUCUGUCAAAGAUGUUUCAAAACAUUUUCCUGAACAAACUGAUAUGCAAAAUAGACAAAGAUUAAAAGAAUUUAUGGAAUAUCAAAGACUGGGUGAAGAUCAAGGUUAUUGGAAAGUUAGAGGCAUGAAUGAUAUAAUUCCGUCUGAGGAAGAUAUUCGUGCAAUGAUUACACCUGAAGAUUCAACGUUGAUGGAUACAAUGCAAUAUGGACAGCAAGUUUUAGAUGAUACUUAUACCUUGUUUGGUGAAGAAUCUAAGGAAAAAGACAAAGAAAAAAAGAAGAAAGAAGAGUCUGUUGAGGAAGAGGAAAAGAAAGGUGGCUACAAAAAGAAAGAUCCAGAAGCCGAAAUAGAUAUUGAGGAAGAAUUAGCUCCAUGGAAUUUAUCAAGAAAUUUUGUAAUAGCAAAUCAAACUAAAUCUAUGUUACAAUUAAAUGGUGAAGGUGAUCCAACAGGUAUUGGUUUAGGUUAUUCUAUGUUACGAUCAACUCAAAAAAAUGGUUUUAAACCUUUAUUCAAUCAACCCGCAGAAGCUAUACCAAAAAGCAAUGCAGCAUCAUAUCAUCAAAAACUUUAUGAGCAAGAAAUAAAAAGAAUUUGGUAUUCUCAAAGAAGUUCAUUAGUUGAUCAUGGUGCAGAUUUUGAUUUAAAUCAAAUAUAUAAAGAGUAUAAACCAGCAAAUCACACUCAAUUUGAAGAAACGAAAUUAAAAGAUCAAGAAAAAUUUGAUGAGAACAAAGUUCUAAGAAUAACAAGGAGAGUAAGAGAUCAAAAUGGAGUUGUACAAAGAAAAGUACAAAUUGUGAAUGAUCCAAGGUUAAUUCGUGCAUAUGUAAAAAGGAAAAAAGUCUUGGAAGAUGAAUUAUUAAGAAGUGCUGAUGUUGAUGAUAUUUUACCAACAAAUGAUAAAGAAUUAAAUAAGAUUCGUAAAAAGGCUUUAGAAGAAAAAUUAGCUAAUUUGGAAAAAAGAGCAAAACAAAGCAAAGCAAAAAAGCCACCAAAUGAUUCUAUUCAUGCUGCUGCUGCUGCUGGUGCUACAUUGAUUGACGCAAACACUGUUAGAUUACCAAACGGUUCUUUAGUUAUUGGAGGUAAAGGUAUUGGGAAAGGUAAUAGUACAACAAGAAGGUGUAAAUCAUGUGGGUCUUUUGGUCAUAUUAGAACUAAUAAAACUUGUCCCUUAUAUGAUCAAAUGAUUAAAGGUUUAUUACCUAAAAGACCAGCAUUUGCAACAAAUGAUUCCAAUGAUAAUGUUAAAGCUGGUAAUGGUAAUGUUGAAUCCCCAACAAUAGAAAUGGAAAUCAUAAAUGAAAAUAAUGAUAACGAUAAUAAUAACAAUAAUGGCAAUGAUAAUACUAUGGCUGGAUCUCCAAGUAAUCAAAUGUCACCAAAUACUCCAAGUGAAUCACAAAUGUCACCACCAUCUGUAACUUAA